AGGCACUUUUUUAGUAGGUUUUUGAGGUAAAAAUAAAGCUGCCUUUUUUCGAUGCUUCAAGAACUCUUAAGAGGCUGUAAGAUCUAAAGAUGUAAAACUGUUACUGAAUUCGAUAAAGGGAGAAUAUAAAAAUUAUUUUCAAAUAGAUGAUUUUCCAAUGCCUAUAAAAAAGACAAAUUGCUGUACAAGUAAUAAAGAUCGAUAAGAUGGAAAUUGAUUAUGAAAAAUUAGGCGAAGUUCCACUAGCCGACGGUUCUAAGGAAGCGAGUCAACUUUACGUUACCGUGAAACAAUCUAAAGAGAUCAGUCCUGCUGGUAGAAUUGAAUUUGAAAAGGCUAAAAGCUUCAUUUCUAUCGUUAGUCCAAAAUCUAAUCUUUCACUGUAUGACCAUCUAAUAGCUAUACUGAGGAAAGUAAUACGAGCGAAGAUUGAAAAUUCAGUCGAUAUAUUAGAAGAUUUAAGUUUAUCUAUUAAAAGAGAAAAGACCGUAGAAGAAACCGAGCUCAUUGAAAUAGUUCCUUCAGAUGAAAAGCUGGACGAGUUCAUCAGAAGCAAAAAAGAAUUUUAUAAGUUGGCAUCAGGCGAUGCUUUCGAAUCUGAAAAAGAUAUCAAGAAAGAAGAUGAAGAAGAAGAGGAAUCAGAUGAUAACGGAGAAAGUGAUGAAGAAAAACAAGAAGAACCUGCCGAAAAAGAGUCGGAAGAAGAGCUUUAUGAUGCUACCGUCGCCCUUCCUGACCUGCAGUAUAGCAUGCAUCGUUUUGAACUUGCAGGAGUUGGUUUGAGUCCUAAUGAAAUCUUUGAGCUAGGUAUAGCAUUGAAAAACUUGGCCUGCGACUUUAAACUCCAAAGGCUAAGGUUCUGGGGAAAAAUAUUUGCUAUAGCAUGCAGCUAUUAUAUAGCUGAAGCACCUUACCAAGAAAAUGUGACGCUUGAAGAAUUUGGAUACGAGCACGUAGAAGAGCCUAAAGCUGAAGAUGAAAAAGGCGCUGAAGAUGAAGAGUCUCCCGAAGAGGCAGAAAAGGAAGAGGAUGAAGCAGAAGAGGAAGAAGCAUCUGGUGAUGAAGAAUCUGAAAAAAAUGAAGAAACAGAAAAACUAAAUGAGCCUGAAGAAAGAGUUCUUCCACCUAUACCUGAACCUCAGCGCAAAGUGCGGAAAACGAUACCAGAAGAAGAGAAUGGGAAAGGCGUUAAUGAAUAUAUGUAUUUCGUCUGUACCAAAAUUGGCGAGCAGUGGAGAUGCCUACCGCAUUUAAAGCCAAUCCACAUUAUUCAAGCCAGAGCUACGAAACGAUUCUUCGUUGGAAAUUUAGAAGCAGAGCUUUCAGGUUGUCUUCCCUAUCCAGGAAAAGAAGCCCACUAUUUAAGAGCACAAAUUGCCCGAAUAACAGCAGCUACAUGCAUAGCUCCCAAAGAUUAUUAUGCAUUACCGUCAGAGGACGAUGAUGAAGGCGAAGAUGAGGAAGAGUCAGAUUCCAAAGUUAUUGCGAAGAAUGAAGAAUAUGAGACAAAAUCUAUUAAGGAGAUGAUAGCCGAGGGCUUGAAUGCUUGGGUUCACAGCAGGCCAGCUAUACUAUACCAAGGGCGUUGUUCAGCGAUGAAACCAGAGGAUGUAGCAGAAGAAGAUGGAGAAAAAGAAGAACCUGAUGAAGGCGAGGGUGAAGAGGAAGAUGAAGAUGAGAAUGAAGAAGAGAAAGAGGAACCUGAAAUCUUAGAAGCUAUCAAAGAAACCGAAGUUCCAGCCCUCAGAAGCAUAUCGGAAGACAAAGGCGUUGGUAAACUUCAACCAUGGAUAGUGAAUUUAAGUUCUAAAUUAGCUACUGAAAUGGCCCUUCUCAUAGUAAAAUCUAAUCUUUGGCCAGGAUCCUUUACCUUCUACGACGGCAAGCAAUAUGAAAAUCUGUAUAUAGGAUACGGCUACAAAUUUUCCGUCUAUCAUUACGCCCCAAUGCUGCCUGUAACGACCGAGGUUGAAUACAAAGCCGGUUCUGAAAUCUUAGAACCGGAAGAUGAAGAGGAACCUGAACCUGAACCUGAAGAGAUAGAAGAAGAAAGAGAAGACCAUACAAGAGAAGAUGAGGAAGAAGACACCAAAGAAAACGCGGAAGAUGAAGAAGAACCUAAGGAAGGAGACACCAAAGAAAACGCGGAAGAUGAAGAAGAACCUAAGGAAGCUGAAGAUGAAGCACAGGAAGAAGGAGAAGAGAAAGAUAAUUAACCUCAAGCGGUUAACUUACAUUGUUAAAGAACACUUUUAUAGCAUUGUGUCUUUGUGGAAUAGGGACAUUCCCUGUUGACAGGAAAGUCUUCUUGAGAGUCUAGCGCUAAGAAAAAGAUGUAUGAGAUUUCCUGAUAUAGUUAAACCGCGAUAUCCGCGACGAUGAGCACAGACACAUUAUGAAGAUUGAGAUGAAUUCUGUAGCAGGGAUUUGUUUUUCCGUUCUUAUUUUUUCACCGUUGAUUUUCAUUGCAACUAAUUUAAGAUAAUAUGCUGAUCACCAUUUGUAAUUAACUGCUUGAUUACAUUGUGUUUAAUUUUGAGCAUUUAUUUAUUUAUUCAGAUAUUGGUGAAAAUAUGAAGGUUUUCGGA
Stegodyphus dumicola is the source of this 2588-nucleotide messenger RNA. It is a transcript of the gene Rsph4a, whose product is annotated as Radial spoke head protein 4a. Gene Ontology annotation, biological process: cilium assembly; axoneme assembly; cilium movement involved in cell motility. The record is from RefSeq and is a predicted model, not a curated record. Lineage: Eukaryota; Metazoa; Arthropoda; Arachnida; Araneae; Eresidae. Gene Ontology annotation, cellular component: axoneme; radial spoke.